AUGUCCAGGAAUAGGGCAGACCUUCUCUUCGCCAGAUUACUUUCAUCAUUCUCCUCCUCCUCCUCCUCCUCCCGGGGAAGAGUCUUUUCUCCUUAUCUUGGUUCCUCGCAACAACAGGAUCUCGUGGGCGGCGUCACAGUCCCAACUUCGGUGCGGCACUUGAUUGGCGCUGCCGAGAGAGCGGAUGUCCAGCCGGAUACACAAGGUGCGGAAUGCGUCCACAGCGGCUUCCGGAGCGACCCAUCGGUGGCGCCGCAUGAACGCUAUCAAAGCGGGUUCAACGAGGAUGGGCUUCGGAGCUCGCAACGGGAUGUUUAUGGUUUCCAUGGUCGGGCUCCGUUGGAUCGAAGCUUUGAUGGUCGGAGCUCCGAGCACAGCCUUGAGGGAUUAUGUGCGCCAAACCAACAUCCGUACGGUUUCGCCCUUGGGGCGCAGCGGAGUUCCGGUGAGUUCCAGAGGGGCAUCCCCGUGAACCAAACCUCGGAUGGCUCUAGGAACUGGCAGCAGAAUCUGAAUGGGUUCGACAGAGGAAACCCUCCCGAGAUCUACCGGAACAGUCCGGAUCCGCCUGCCCUGGGCAACUGCGGUGAAUUUCGAAGGAAUCCUUAUGGAAUUAAUCAAUUAGACCGGGGUAUGAAUGGCUUUUCUGAACGAACCCUGGGGGAGAUUCAUCAAGGCGUCCAACGAAAAGAUGACAGCAGAACCGCUGAGCAAACCGAGGCAAUUGCUGAUGGUACCUGCCAUAAGGGCACCAUUGAGGAGUUGGAUACUUUCUUGUCGGAAGGUAAGGCGAAGGAAGCUGUGCAAGUUCUGGGUUUGUUGGAGAAAGAGGAAAAGGUUUUGGAUCUUGAUCGAUGCUUAAAGCUGUUGGACGCUUGCGGGAACGCCAAAGCUGUAGAUGAAGUGAAAGCUGUUCAUGAUUAUAUCAUGAAGAUGAUUGGUUACCUUGGAGUAAGGAUUUACAACAGAAUUUUGAGUGUGUACUGUAAGUGCGAGUUAAUGGACGACGCGCGCAAGUUGUUUGAGACAAUGCCUGAGCGGAACAUCACAUCAUGGGAAACCAUGAUGCUUGGCCUCGCAGACAAUGGACUCGGGGAGGAUGCGAUCGAUCUCUUCAACAGGUUCGUGCAAAAGGGGCUGACUCCCGACAGUCACAUGUUUGUCGCACUUUUUCAUGUUUGCAGCUCUUUGGGUGCCGUAGAUGAAGGGAUGCUACACUUUAAAUCGAUGAGGGAGGUCUAUGGAAUCAUCCCGACCAUGGAGCACUACUCCAGCAUUGUUCGCAUGCAUGGAGAAGCAGGUUAUUUGGAUGAAGCCUUGGAGUUUAUGAGGGGGAUGCCCACGGAACCUAGUGUGAUUGUAUGGGAAGCCUUGAUGAACUGCUCUAGGCUUCAAGGGAACGUAGAGCUCGGGGAUCAGUGUGCCGAAAUAGUUGUGCUCUUGGAUCCGUCGAGGCUCACUGGCGAAUCAGAGACCGGUCUUCUGCCCGUUAAAACUUCGGACAUGGAGAAGGAGAAGCAAAGGAAAGCAAAUCUUCUCGAGGUAAGGAGUAGAGUGCACGAGUACAGAGCGGGAGAUACGUCCCACCCGGAGAAAGACAAGAUUUACGGUCUUAUAAAGGGGCUAGCAGCGACGCUGAGGGAGUCCGGGUACGUCCCUGACACGAGAUUCGUGCUUCACGACAUUGAGCAGGAAUCGAAAGAGGAGGCACUGCUUGCUCACAGUGAGAGGCUGGCGACGGCUUACGGCCUUAUCAGCAGCUCUGCGCGGUCACCCAUCAGAAUAAUAAAAAAUCUUCGCAUUUGCGGGGAUUGCCAUAGCUAUAUGAAGAUCAUGUCAAAGGCCGUGGGGCGUGAACUUAUCAUACGGGACGCCAAGAGGUUUCAUCAUUUCAAGGACGGUUUAUGCUCCUGCAAAGAUUACUGGUAA
Molecule: messenger RNA, 1929 nt
Organism: Spirodela intermedia
Lineage: Eukaryota; Viridiplantae; Streptophyta; Magnoliopsida; Alismatales; Araceae
Source: the annotation of a GenBank genome assembly